AUGCCGAGCACGUUUGGCCUUACAAGCCGCGGAUCCAACGUCCGCUCUCGUGGCACUUUUCGCAAGCGUGGAGGCGGUCCAAGAUCCGGCUCCUUCAAGAGCGCAACCGAAAAAGCCAUUGCCAAUGCGGCAGCGCAGCUGGUCAAGGGCAUCGAGGAUGGUUCCGCCGUCGAGGAACGUUUCCAAGAGGUCAAGGAGCGAGACGAGAUCGACGAGAAGCUCGGCUUUCACCGUCUCGAGCAGGGUGAAACAAGGCAAGCAUGGCUAGUCAACAUGCACCCCACCCUCCUGCGCGACUCGGAUCACCCCACAGGCAAGAGCGGUGUCGAUUUCUACUUCAUCGAGGACGACGCCAGCAUGUUCAAGGCCACCGUCCUCUACCAGCCAUACUUCCUCGUCGGAUGCCGACCAGGGUCCGAGAGCUCCGUCGAGGAAUGGCUCCGUCGCAGAUUCGAAGGUCUGAUCCAGUCGAUACAGCGCGACCGCAAAGAGGAUCUCAAGCUUCCCAACCACCUGCUCGGCCACCAGCGUCUUUACCUUCGACUCACCUUCCUCAACGUUCAGGACCUCCUCUCGGUCCGCAAGGAGCUUCUGCCCAUCGCAAAAGCAGCACAAAAGAAGCUCUCUGCUGUCGACACGUACGCCGACGUGCUGAGCGCCGCUUCGGCCGCUGCCGCAAGUGCCUCGGUCGAGAUCGAGAUGGAGACGAAUGGCGAAAGCGGUGGUCUCGUCGGCGAUGACGGCUGGACUGGAGGCCGGAGGCGAGCAGCGGCCAGCGCCUUGGAUCCUGCCGAGUGCCUCGUCGACAUCCGAGAGUACGACAUCCCCUACUACCUCCGCGUUGCCAUCGACCAGGACGUCCGAGUCGGUCUCUGGUACGACGUCAGCUUCGAAGACGGUAUCGUCAGCCUUCGAAUGGUCACCGACCGCGUCAAACGUGCCGAUCCGGUCGUCAUGGCCUUCGAUAUCGAGACCACAAAGCAGCCGCUCAAGUUUCCCGACGCCGAGACCGAUGCCAUCAUGAUGAUCUCGUACAUGAUCGACGGCCAAGGUUAUCUUAUCACCAAUCGCGAGAUUGUCUCUGAAGACAUCGAAAACUUCGAUUAUACCCCCAAGGACGAGUACGAAGGUCCCUUCAUGAUCUUCAACGAAGAGAACGAGCUCGCCCUCCUCGAACGCUUCUUUGAACAUUUCCGUGACGCCAAACCUACCGUCGUCGCGACGUACAACGGUGACUCGUUCGAUUUCCCCUUCAUCGAUGCACGUGCUCGCGCGCAUGGCCUCAACAUGACCACCGAGAUCGGCUUUGCAAAGGACUCGGACAACGAGUACAAGUCGCGCGCCACCGCCCACCUCGACUGCUUCCGAUGGGUGCAGCGUGACUCGUAUUUGCCGCAGGGCUCGCAGGGUCUCAAGGCCGUGACCGUGGCCAAGCUCGGCUACGACCCAAUGGAGCUCGACCCCGAACUCAUGACGCCGUACGCCAUCGAGCAACCCCAGACACUGGCUCAGUAUUCGGUCUCCGACGCCGUCGCCACUUACUACCUCUACAUGAAGUACGUGCAUCCCUUCAUUUUCUCGCUCUGCAACAUUAUCCCUCUCAACCCGGACGAGGUGCUGCGUAAAGGUUCGGGCACGCUAUGCGAGACACUUCUCAUGGUGCAAGCCUUCAAGGGCAACAUUGUCAUGCCCAACCGUCACGAGGAUCCCGUCGGCAACACCUACAAGGGCCACCUUCUCGAGUCAGAAACUUACGUCGGCGGGCACGUGGAAGCUCUGGAAGCCGGUGUCUUCCGCUCCGACAUCGAGACCGACUUUCGCGUGGAUCCUGCCGCGAUCCAACAGCUCAUCGACGACCUCGAUGCGGCGUUGCAGUUCAGCAUCCGGGAGGAGGGCAAGCUGGCCAUGGACGACAUCGAGAACUACGACGAGGUCAAGGCCGAGAUCCGCACCAUGCUCGAGGUGAUGCGCGACCAUCCGAUCCGUAAAGAUUGCCCGCUCAUCUACCAUCUCGACGUCGCCGCCAUGUAUCCUAAUAUCAUGCUUAGCUACCGGCUCCAGCCGGAUUCCAUGGUAAGCGAAGCCAUGUGCGCCACGUGCGACUACAACCGCCCAGGCAUGAAGUGCGACAAGCGCAUGGACUGGGCGUGGCGUGGCGAGUACUUUCCAGCCAAGCGCGACGAGGUCAACAUGAUCCGCAACGCCCUCGCCAACGAGACCUUCCCACCCAAGGCGGCGCAUCUGCCCCGUCGCAUCUACGACGACCUCGAGCAGAACGAGCGCACCGCCCUGCUCCACAAGCGACUCGGAGACUAUUCGCGCAAGGUCUACAGGAAGACGCACGAAUCCAAGACUGUCAUUCGCGAAGCCGUCAUUUGCCAGCGCGAGAACCCCUUCUACAUCAACACGGUGCGCGAUUUCCGUGACCGUCGUUACGAAUACAAAGGCUUGCACAAGACGUGGAAGAAGAACCUGGACAAGGCCGACUCGCUCAACGACACGAUGGAAGCCAAAAAGAUGAUCGUGCUCUACGACUCGCUGCAGCUGGCCCACAAGUGUAUCUUGAACUCGUUCUACGGCUAUGUGAUGCGAAAGGGCGCCCGUUGGUACUCGAUGGAGAUGGCCGGCAUCACGUGUCUCACCGGCGCUUCCAUCAUCCAGAUGGCCAAGGAGCUCGUCGAACGCAUAGGCCGACCGCUUGAACUCGACACCGACGGUAUCUGGUGCAUGCUUCCCGGCGUCUUCCCCGAGAAUUUCACCUUCAAGGUCAAAGGCGGCAAAAAAUUCGGCAUCUCUUAUCCUUGCACCAUGCUCAACCAUCUCGUUCACGAGAAAUUCACCAACCAUCAGUACCACGAGCUGGUCGAUAAGGAAAAAGGAAAGUACGAAAUUCGCAGCGAGAACUCGAUCUUUUUCGAGCUCGACGGCCCUUAUAAGGCCAUGAUCCUGCCCUCGUCCAAGGAGGAGGACAAGCUGCUCAAGAAGCGCUACGCCGUCUUCAAUCCCGACGGCUCGCUCGCCGAACUGAAAGGGUUCGAGGUUAAGCGUCGUGGAGAACUGCAGCUCAUCAAGGACUUCCAGAAACAGAUCUUCGAAAAGUUUUUGCUCGGCACUACGCUCGACGAGUGCUACGCUGCCGUCGCCAAGGUCGCCAACCAGUGGCUCGAUGUGCUGUACAGCAAAGGUUCCACGCUGCACGACGAGGAGCUUAUUGAUUUGAUUGCCGAGAACAAGUCCAUGUCCAAGACCCUACAGGAGUACGGUAGCCAAAAGUCGACUGCCAUCACGACCGCCAAGCGUCUGGCAGAGUUCCUGGGUGCUCAGAUGAUCAAGGACAAGGGCCUCGCAUGUAAGUUUAUCAUCAGCGCCAAGCCCUUUGGAGCGCCCGUCACCGAGCGUGCCGUGCCUGUGGCGCUCUUCAACGCAGAGCCUUCUGUCAAGCAGCACUACCUCAAAAAGUUCCUUCGCGACAACUCGAUCACCGAUUUCGACAUCCGCAACAUCCUCGACUGGAACUACUACAUCGAACGCUUCGGCGGUGUCAUCCAGAAGCUCAUCACCAUCCCAGCCGCCAUGCAGAAGGUGUCCAACCCAGUACCGCGAGUGCGCCACCCAGACUGGCUCUACAAACGUGUCGCUGCACGUGAGGACAAGUUCAAGCAGAGGAAACUCACCGACGUCUUCCGCCCUGCUGCCAAGCCAACUUCGACCGAGGCGAGCACCACAGUCAAACCAGUGGCAUCAGUGGCAGUGGCGACCAUCACCGAGAUCGAGCCGGAGGUAGAAGAGGUGGCCCCCGACAUGAGCGUAGAUUACUCUGGAUGGGUCGCUGUCAUGAAGAAGAAAUGGCGCAGACAGCGAUUGCAGAGGGCCAAGGAGCGCAAGGCAAGAGCCAGUGGCGGCGACGCUUUUGGUUCGUCGACGCUCGGCAAGGGGACCGUCGGCUCGCUCUUCUCCAAACGCUCCGCCAAUAUGGCCACAGCGGUGUGGGACGUGGUGCAAAUCUGCCCGUCGUCGCGUCCGGGAGAGUACCGAAUGUGGAUUUCGAUCGACCAGCACCUGCAGUCGCUCAAGCUGCGAGUGCCGCGCCAAUUUUACGUCAACUUUAAAAGCCAACCCAGCAGCGCGGUCUUUUUGUCGGGCGUCUAUCAGGCCGAGAGGCUGGUCAAGACGCUGCCACGAGACAUCCCUUGUCGACACCUCUACCGCAUCACUGUCGACGAAGAUGUGUAUCAAGAGCAAGAGGCGCAUUUCAGCAACCUCAUCCACCAUCCCAACGUCGAAGGCGUUUACGAAAAGCAGCUGCCUCUCGAUGUGCGGGCGCUCAUCCAGCUUGGCUCUACUUGCGUGUACGGACGGAACUCGCAGGCGCAAAAGCUCAGCCGAGCGCUCGACACUGGCUUCCACUUGCAGGAUCUGUCUGCUCCCACUUCCGUCGACAUCUCGCCGAGCCACAAGUACCUUUCGGGAGGCACCGGUAUCCGUUACUUUUACCUGUACCAUGCCAACAAGGAUGGCCGUCACGUGAUGAGUCUCUUCAGCCCCGAAGGCGAGAUCAAGGUGCACAUCGUCGACUCCGCAGGCUUGCGUCAGGUGCCCAACCUCGAAACCAUGUACGCGGACCGUGUCGCCCACAUGCGCAAGCGGGGCAAGCUGCCGGAGGGUAGUGGCGUCUUUGAAUAUGCAGACACGAUGCGUGUCGAUGUUCGCGUUCACACGUCGGCGUCUCGGGCGUUCAAGGCGCUCGCCAAGGACCUCGCCACGCUCAAGGUCGCCAAGCAGGGUUCGGCCAUGCUGGCACUAUGCACCUCCAAGGACCAGGCAUACUACGAGACGCGCAUCCCCAGCGUCGCUGAGUUUCCCAUUAUCAAGAUCGCCGCCGCCGCCCUUGAGGAUGAUCUGCCGCCGCUCGGCUGGCAGCUCUACUCGGCGCGCAGGAUGCUGCAAUGCUAUCUGCGAGCAUCGGCUUGGAUCCGCGGCUGGAUUGAUCUUGCCAGCCACUUUGAUCUGCCGUUGGGCAACAUGGAGAAGGACUUCAGCCUCUUUGGCGCCGAUAUCGACUUUGCGCGCCGUCUCGUCAAGCAGGACAUGGUGUUGUGGUGGUCGCCGCAUCCUCAGCCGGAUCUCGGUGGCAGGGAGCAGGAUAUCCACGCUCAGUCCAGAUGGGACGAGCAGGAAUCGCUCGAGAUCAGCCAUGCAGGAGCUUACUCGACCGUCUGCCUCGAGGUCGGGCUGGUGGACCUGGCCGUCGACUCGGUCCUUCAGUCAGGUACGGUCAACGAGAUGGAAGGCAGCACGUCUGGCCUUGCCUUCGAGGGCGCUUCCCACAACUUGGACGAGUACUCCAGGGGUACGGUGGAGAGUUCGACCAUCUUGGGCGACUCGGUCCUCACCUCGGCUGUCUUCACCGCUGUCAAGGGUAUGGUCAAGGCCUGGUACACGACCAAACGACGCAAUCGCUCGCCGUACGCUGCACUGCUGUCGGACAACUUCUGGCGCUGGGCGUCGUCUGAUGGCUCGGCGCUGUUCGAGCCAGCAUUACAGCGGUUCUUGUUUGGACUGAUGAAGAAGACGCUUCUCCAGCUGCUCGCCGAGUUUAAGCGGUUGGGAGCCUCGAUCGUGUACGCCUCGUUCAAUCGGUUGUUCCUCCUCACCAGCAAGCCAACGGCCGCCAACGCGAUGGCCUACUCGCGCUACCUGCUUUCGGCGGUCACCAGUCGCGAGCUGUUCAAGCACAUCCAGCUCGACAUUAUCCACUAUUGGGAGUACCUGCUCUGGAUGGACACGGCCAACUUUGGCGGUGUCAUCGCGGAUGCAGAGUCGCUCGUCGCACCCACGAAGGAGCAAGCAGGAGAGGGAGCUCGGGCGGAUGCGGUUGCGCCCACAUUCAACGUGGAGAUGAACUGGAACAUCCAAACAUUCCUUCCGCUCGCUGUGCAGGAAAAGUUCUCGGUGGCCGUCGGGUCCUUCAUCUACAGCCUGUACGAGUACAAGCGUCGGGCCGCUCUGGCUGGCGAGCACGAGCGCACGCCUCUUCGUGCUGUCAUUGAGCCCAACACACCCGCUAACACAGUGGCACCGGGCGACGAGGAGCAAAGAAAGGGCGACAAGGGCGAGUCAGUUGCUGCACCGUCGACCUUGGCUCCGGCUGCCAAGUUUGCGACGGACCUUAUCAACCACACCAUGACGCGCAAGAUGCUCAAGCAGCUCUCAGAGCUCAAACACGCCAUGCAGACGUCGUCGGACGAGAUCAACGCCGCCGUCGCUCGCGACGAAGACGAAGAGUACAUCGACAUGCUCACCACCGAGCACCGCCGCAUAUGGUCUUUCCCCACGCUUCCUGGAACCUGGAUGGCGCUCUCGAACCCGUUGCUCGAGUUCAUCAAGACGACCACAGCCGUUCUCGCGCUGGCAAAGGAGAACGCGAUCGAGGUGCAGAUCAUGAAACGCAACCUGCUUGACAUGAUCAAUGUGCGCGAGUUCUCGUCCGAGGCCGAGUUCCGCAACCCUUGCGAGCCGUUCAAGCUGCCGCUGGUGAUUUGCACCUUCUGCAACGACGACCGAACGCUCGACUUGUGUCGUGAUGCCGAUCUGAUGCCAGAAGCCACGGCGACGGGAGCGACGACGCCCAAGUGGAAGUGCGCAAAGUGUGCCUUCCCGUACAACAUCGCGCAUCUCGAGAUGCGCCUCGUCAACAUCGCUACGUCGUAUCUGGAAUCCUUCCAUCUGCAAGACUUGCGAUGCAACAAGUGCGGUGCGCUCAAGCAGACCAACCUGCAGCCGCACUGUGAGUGCUCGGGUAGCUUUGGUCUCAUGGUGACGCGCAAGGAGACGCUCAAGAAGCUCAAGUCGCUGCAGACCAUCGCUCAAUACCAUGGUCUCGCAACGGUUGCGAUGGCCGUGGAAGGAAUCUUGGCCAUGAUCUGA
Messenger RNA from Sporisorium graminicola, 6927 nucleotides. RefSeq lists its product as uncharacterized. The transcript has a single exon. The coding region runs from base 1 to 6927 and encodes 2308 amino acids. Gene Ontology annotation, biological process: nucleotide-excision repair, DNA gap filling; leading strand elongation; DNA replication. The record is from RefSeq and is a predicted model, not a curated record. Gene Ontology annotation, molecular function: DNA-directed DNA polymerase activity; nucleotide binding; zinc ion binding. Gene Ontology annotation, cellular component: nucleus; epsilon DNA polymerase complex. NCBI's taxonomy places the organism in Eukaryota, Fungi, Basidiomycota, Ustilaginomycetes, Ustilaginales, Ustilaginaceae.